CAUCUCUCUACUUUCCCUAUCCAUUCAUCUUCGCCACUGAUACUCUUACUCUUCACAACGCGCCUCAGCGCCUCAGCGCGCAACCACUGGCCCACCAUGGCCACGCUCCAAGUACGACCGGCCUUCUACUCAGCCACGAAGCGGAAGGCCCUGGAAGAUGCCGUGAGGAUGCAAGAAACGGUGGACCAGCAGUUGUCCGACACUGGACAGGAGCCCCCUCCUUACCGGCUUGACGAGUUAAUCGGCAAAGGGAGCUUUGGGCGAGUGUACAAGGCUGUCGCUCUCAAGACGAACAUGCAAGUCGCCGUCAAGAUCAUCAACAUCGAACAGAACGACACGGCCGACCCCAAACUCGCCGACACUUUCCGUGAGUUCUUGGCCGAGGUCAAUGCCCUCAAGCUUUUGAACGAGAGCGGUGCGAAGAACAUCAACCACGUCAUCGACGCCCUGCCCGUCGGCCAGUCCAUGUGGAUGAUCACCGAGUACUGCGCUGGCGGCAGUGUGGCCACUCUGAUGAGGCCCACCGCCCCGGGCGGUCUCCAGGAGAAGUGGAUCAUCCCCAUCUUGCGCGAGGUCGCCGAAGCUAUCUACUGGGUCCAUCGGCAAGGCAUUAUUCACCGCGAUAUCAAGUGCGCGAACGUGUUGGUCACCGAGUCUGGCGGCGUCCAGCUUUGCGACUUUGGCGUGGCUGGCAUCAUCGAGACGCAGUUCGACAAGCGGACUACAUUCAUUGGCACCCCUCACUGGAUGGCGCCGGAACUGUUUGACCAGGACAAGUCCUACGGGACCGAGGUGGAUAUCUGGGCCUUGGGAUCUCUUGUCUACGAAAUUGCCUCCGGCCUGCCCCCCUAUGCCAUGGCUGGCCUCGACAUCUACCAACUGGGGAACCAGCUCAAGGCCAACGCCCCUCGUCUAUACGGAGACCAGUAUUCGGAUCAGCUGAAAAGCUUGGUGGCGUACUGCUUGGAGGAAGACCCCCGACAGCGCCCGACCAUCGAGCAAGUCCAGGCCCAUCCUUACAUCCACAACACGUCCCAGCAAUACCCGACGUCGUCUCUCUCCAUGCUGGUGAAGGGCUACAAGAUGUGGGAGUCGCAGGGUAACAAUCGCACCUCUUUGUUUGCACCAGGCGGUGCCCAGGGUCCUUCUGAUGUCUCCGAUUUCGCCUCGACCGCUUUGGCGAAGGACGAGUGGAAUUUCAGUACGACACUGGCCUUCGACGAAGAAGUCCUUCAGGAACCCGAUGCCCAGGCUGUCUUCGAUGUCUAUGGUUCCAACGUCGACUUUGAUCCUUCCGAGAUACAACGCCAGUCCAAGCCAAAGUCCAGGCGGAGGCCGCCGCCUCAGCAGCUGGCUGCCAUGAAAGCACCAUUAGAAAAGGUCUUUGACCCGAACACCAUCUCGAAUUACGAGGAUAACUCCCGCGCCUACUACGGGAACCCCAUUCCUCCGCCCGCCUCCGACUUGCCGCUGAGGGAUGAGUCCUCUCAGUCGGCCACCGUCAGGGAGUCUCUUAUCGACCUGGAUGCCUCGCUUCAUGGAGCUGAACUAUCCAGUUUUGUGGACAUGAGUACCAUUCGAGCCGGAGAACCGAGAACAUCUGUCGACGACUACAACUCGGACGGUCACGAAUACAACAAGCCACCCCUUAGUGACCCGGCAGACAUGAACCCGAACCGGAGGACCCAGGAUUGGAAGUUCCCUUCUAUGGCGCCGCCGGCAUCCGCCAACCCCGAGGUGUUCAGAUUUCCGUUCAACGACGACGGUUCGGGGCCGAGUUUGUCCGCACACCAUUUUGAUGAGCCGAGCUACGGUGCUGGUGAUGGUUUUGACACUCUCGGGGCCCCCAAUCUUACCACCACCACCACCACCACCACCACCACCAACAACAACAACAACCGGGAAUCUAUGAGCAGUCUCAUCGACUUGGACAUGGGUCUGGUUGACCUGCCGUCGGAGUACACCCGGCCUUCGACGUCACACUCGGAAGCCGGGUCGCUCACCGGCUCCGAAAUGGGAUUCCCGAACCCUUUCGACCUCGAGAAGCACGCUUCCAUCUACCUCCCUUCAACGAACCGAGAACCCUCCAUCUACGUAUCAGACGAGUUCGCCUCCCCCUUCACCAACACCCACCAAUUCACCGACAGCAUUUCCGGCCUCGCCAUCUCCAACACACCCCACCUCGGCUCGUCGUCAGCAUCAUCACUGCUGCCGCACCAGCUGCACCGGAACCAUAGUCUCAGCGGCAGCAGCGUCGGCGGCGGCGGCGGCAGCAACAGCAGCAACAGCAUGAGCGACUCACAGCGCGGCAACCACCCCUUCGACGCAAUGGACACCCCGACCUCCGACUACCCGGACGAAAGCGAGUACCUGACGCCGCAGACCACGAGCGCCCCGCGGUUCGACGACGACGCCGCCACGCCGCAGCCGCAGCCGCAGCCGCAGCAGGCCGAGAAGAGGAGACCACGACUCAGGACCCCGCUGGGCGGGCUGGAGAUGCCGCUGCCGCCCCUCCCGCCCUCGCUCGAGGUCAUGCAGGGCCAGGCGGAUAGCGCGGCGGUGAAGGAGGAGAUUCGGCGCCUGACCAUGAGCAUGGGGGAGCAUCUCACGUGCAUCAACCAGUUUCUCUCUUCGUUGUCUGCGCCUCCUGCGCGGAAUAAUGGUUUGGAGGAAGCGUCGUACCGGUGAGGGGCUUGGAUUCGCAAGAUAUCAAAAGUCGCCGGCUCAUCUGUGUAUACUUUGUUCUUCGCCCCUUUCCUUGCAUUUUGGGCGUUUCCUUCUUUUCUUUUUAUGUAAUGAGCGCGCAAGGAUCAAGAUUCGGCAAGGAAUCGGGAGUCAAACUAGUAAUGUCCGGGCACAACAGGAGUUAGGAUAGCAAUGGCGGGGAAAGAGCUUCGGCACCACGCAUUAGAGAGGCAUCCUUCUGCCCAUGCCCUCAUUUUUUUAUUUUGUUUUUUAUUUCGAGGGAAAAUGAAAUAAACUGCAGACUGCCUAAAUCCCCCCCCC
This is a messenger RNA of Sodiomyces alkalinus F11, 3006 nucleotides long. Its product is annotated as kinase-like protein. Gene Ontology annotation, biological process: protein phosphorylation. Gene Ontology annotation, molecular function: ATP binding; protein kinase activity. The transcript has a single exon. The record is from RefSeq and is a predicted model, not a curated record. The coding region runs from base 97 to 2688 and encodes 863 amino acids. Lineage: Eukaryota; Fungi; Ascomycota; Sordariomycetes; Glomerellales; Plectosphaerellaceae.